CACCGUCCGCGACGGGUUUCUGACCAAGAACCAGUCUGACACGUUUUUGCUUCCAGAUACCUUUGUGCCGGACAUUAAGUCCCACUCGUCGGUCCGGAAGGACAAGCUAUGGUGCCCAGUCAGGGCACUUAAGUGGUAUGUCAGCCGAACGGAACCGUUUCGUAACCACCUACAGUUGUUCGUUACGUCGACGCCGCCGCAUGUCCCAGCGUCCCGGGACACGAUUACUCGAUGGCUCGUCACAGCGAUACGCUCGGAUGCGAAAGUGCCAACGUCGGAGAGGGUAAACGCCCACGAAAUUCGGGCGACCUCCACAUCAUGGGCAUUUUUUAAAGGUGUUUCUUAGAGUGACAUUACACAGGUAGCCUGCUGGAAGACCCCAAAUACAUUCACGUUUAUUUGAGGGAUGUACUCAGAUGUACUCUGGACAGAGGGCAGAGCGGGGAGGGCGGUUCUAACGGCUGCUAGCAGGGCUUCUACCCAGCCAGGAGUUUCACACCUAUAGUUGAUCAUGAAGAUGAUGAUUACCAGUGCGUUGGUGUUGUGAGUGUUCACACUCAGGAUGUAAAGAAUGUAAGUUGGCAUCCACAUAAAGAGAUUUUGGCGUCUUGCAGUUAUGACAACACCAUAAAGUUAUUCCAAGAGGAUGAUGAUGAUUGGAGCUGUAUGUGUACCUUAAGUGGACAUGAGUCUACAGUCUGGGGAAUAACCUUUGACAAAACAGGAACCAGACUAGCGUCAUGUAGUGAUGAUAACACUGUCAAGAUCUGGCAGGAAUUCAACAAUAAACAAGGUGAUUCUUUUGUGAGCGAUUUUCAAUGGAAAUGUGUUUGUACUUUGUCUGGUUAUCACACAAGAACUAUUUAUGAUGUUGACUGGUGCAAGCAAAGUGGGAUGCUAGCUACAUGUUCAGGAGAUGAAAGUAUUCAUAUCUUUCAAGAAGGCAAUAACGAGGAGUUCAUUUCAACUUGUUGUACAAACUGUGCUCAUGCUGGUGAUGUCAAUGCAGUCAGAUGGAAUCCAGAUGGAAGUAACACAUUAGCAUCUGCUGGAGAUGAUAAUGUUGUCAAGCUUUGGAAAUACAUCCCAAACUGAUAAAAAAGAGCAAUGCAAAGUUAUUUUAAAGGCACUGGACAAGUUACAUUAGUUGUUUUUUUCCCACUCAUACAAUUAAAGACUUCAGCUGAAGC
Messenger RNA from Asterias rubens (European starfish), 1190 nucleotides. Its product is annotated as probable cytosolic iron-sulfur protein assembly protein CIAO1. The record is from RefSeq and is a predicted model, not a curated record. Bases 667 to 1095 code for a protein of 142 amino acids. Gene Ontology annotation, biological process: iron-sulfur cluster assembly. Gene Ontology annotation, cellular component: cytosolic [4Fe-4S] assembly targeting complex. The transcript has 5 exons. NCBI's taxonomy places the organism in Eukaryota, Metazoa, Echinodermata, Asteroidea, Forcipulatida, Asteriidae. Gene Ontology annotation, molecular function: protein binding.